UACAAGUAUUUUUCGGUGCAUUUAGCCUUAACUUUCUCUUCCCAUUAAUAUUUUAUUUUGAGGGAUUUUUGUUUUGGGCUAUUGGUAUUUUGCAAACCUAUGUUGGUACACCGUGAUCGGCUGGUUAAAGUUCUCGUGUUUUUCCUAGUGUCAAAGAAGCUUGUCUGUAGUGGUCUGACAAGAAAUGGAUAUUGCCAUCUAGGGAGUCUAAUAAAAAAGGACACGCUAAUUUAAUAUAUAUUUCAAUCCGAAUUAUGUAUUAGGUCAUGCCAUCAUGCGUCAUGUCACGAUGUCCGACAUUGGCUGAGUGAAUAAUAAGAGAAAAGGAUUCUUAUCUGAAGACAGUAGGUUGGAUAAUAUUUAAGAUCAUGGUGGAGUGUUCUAUUAAUUGUUUUAGAGGUGACACAGUUGAAAAAUCACAAUGCUACCUAGAUCAAUUCUUGUUAUAGAAUUCUUCUGUAAAUAUUCUGUGAAACAUGUUAAGCCAAUAUAUUUCACAACAACAGGAUUACCAAUUCGUCAACUUGGUAUUUAUCAUAUUUGUGGAAAUGAUCUCUCAUCUUUGGGACUAGCAAAAAUUGUGGAGAAAUACCAUAAAAUAUGUCAAAAAAAUACUGUAAUUUGGGCUCGCUGUUUGACUGAUGAAGCUAAAAAGAAAGAUAGUGUAUUAGAGAAAUCAGUUUCUGGAAAUGUAGAAGAAAUAAUCAAAGCUCCUGUAUCGCCAAAGAAACGAAAACGUGUUGACCUUGCUGCAGUGUCGUUGGAAAGAAAUUUUAUAACUCCAGUGAGAGCUAUGACAGAUUUUCUUCUUAAACCUAGUGACUUGGAAGGUCUUCGUAAGACUAAACGUCGCUCUCCUUAUGAAAAUGAACCACCUAUUACUGUUUUCUGGCGGAAAGAUGUGGAAUCAAAAGCCAUGGAGGUUUGGGGAAGUAAAGAAAGUUUAGAUAGAGCUCUUCGAUUAAAAGAAGCAGAAAGGAGACGGCACCAACAAACAGACAUAUUUGAUGUUAAGAGAAGGCUUAAGGAUUAUAGGAGAGAGAAGCAACUGGAAGAAGACAAGGAAUCUAGAAAGUCUGGACUUUGGGGUCCAUCAGGUCGUGUGGUAUUGACAGCUGUUGUCAUAAAUGGCAGUAAUUUUCUCUUCAAAUUGUUUGCCUGGUUGUACACAGGAUCUCACAGCAUGUUCUCUGAAUGUAUCCACUCACUCGCAGAUACCAUUAAUCAACUUAUUUUGGCUUUUGGGGUUCACAAAUCUGUGCAAAGGGCAGAUUCAGAUCAUCCUUAUGGCUACAGUAAUAUGAAAUAUGUAGCCUCCCUUAUAUCGGGUGUCGGUAUCUUUUGCGUAGGCACAGGACUUUCUCUGUACCAUGGGAUAACUGGUCUCUUGCAUCCUGCCCCUUUGGAGUCCUUUUAUUGGGCAUUCUUUAUUCUGGGAGGCUCUUUGGUUUCGGAAGGGGCUACUUUGCUGGUUGCAGUGAACUCAAUAAAGAAGGGUGCAAAAGAGAGUAAUAUGCAAUUUUGGGAAUAUGUACUAAGAGGACAGGAUCCAAGUGUAAAUGUUGUUCUCAUGGAAGAUUUGGCAGCAGUGUUCGGUGUUGGUGUAGCUGGAGUGUGCAUGGGUCUUGCCACACAUUAUGGUAGUGCUAUACCAGAUGCUGUUGGCUCUUUGCUAGUUGGAGGUAUUCUUGGUGGAGUGGCAUCAUUUAUUAUAUACACAAAUGUGGCAGCAUUGGUUGGCAGGUCAAUACCUCAAGAAAGGUUAGACAAAAUAAAUUCUGAAUUAGAAGCUGAUGUAAUGAUUCGAGCAAUUCAUGAUGUGAAAGGUAUUGAUAUAGGUAAUUGUCUUGUACGUUAUAAAGCUGAAAUGGAUUUUGAUGGACGAGAACUCACCAGAAGUUAUUUGGAUAAGCAAGAUUUGAACGUAUUACUUGAGGAAGUAAAGGAAAUGAAGAAUAUAGAAGAGUUAGAAGGUUUUCUCUUGAAGCAUGGAGAAAAUAUAGUUGAUAUGAUGGGGGGUGAAAUAGAUCGCAUAGAAUUGAAGUUACGUAAAAAGCACCCAGAAAUUCGACAUUGUGAUUUGGAAAUUUUGUAACAUAAUCUGUGAUAGAACUAGGUAUGUAUGAAUGUCUGUCCGUCUAUUGGUGCUGUUACAAUGUAUAUACAUUUCCAUUUGUACAUAGUAUUUAUUUCUUUUAUAAUGUAUUGUCAUGUACAGCACAGCCUGAUAAAUAUUUAGUGAUCAGUAAUAAUCAAUGAAAUGGUUAAAUAUGUUUCAUUUUAAAAGUGAUACCAUUUGCACAGCUCGUUUUAACAGUAAGUGAUGCUUAAUAUUCAUUGGAAAUUAAACUUGUAUGUAAAUUGGAGAAAUGUUUACUGUGUUCCUAAAUGCAGCUCUACAAAAUAGCAAUAUAUUUAUAGGGAUAAAGAAUUUGGAGUUAAAAUCACUUUGUGUUAUUGUUUUGUAUAGCUUUGCAUUAUUGACUCUAAAAUCAAUCAGUUGUGAAAUAAUGAAUUGACCAGAUGUAGAAUUGAUUUGAAUUGUUAAAAGAGUUUAUUCAUUUUUUUUAUUUCCCUUCCUUUCCAUUGCAUUAGUAUAUGCAGAAUUCCAAAUAGUAAUUCAGUAUACUAAGUCCAGAGAUAUAUGAUGAGUAAAUGUUACACAAAAAUAUAUAAAUGGAACGUUCUGGUAAUACCUUUGAAGUUGCAUCUACUACAAAACUCUUAAUGUGUACAUAAAUCCAUUGAAAAAUUGGUUGGGUCUGACUUCCAAUAGUAGUCAUAUCGUUCUCAAUAUCUGAAAUGUCUGCAGUAUCUACAUUGUGUACAUACACAUUUAAAAACAGCAAAUGCAAGAAUCAGAAAGGAUUGUUAAUUCUUAUUACAUUGACAGGGUUAAUUGCAAGAUCAAGCCUUAGGACAUUGAAAUACAGUUGCACGGUAUAGAGUGAAAGAAUCUUCUUUAAGGAAACAAUUCAGGAUAUUAUCUAAUGUGAUAUUUAUGAACCUUUUUUUUAAUGGCUUAGUCCUCAAUCUUAUCAGUGUCCCAUUUCUAAUUUAGGAAGGUAAAAACAAAUCUGAGGAAAUGAAUUAUUGAAAUCAAUUAUAAAAUAACUGGGAAGGCUACUACAUCUCUUAUAAACUUCUUCUUUUAACAAACUAUCAAAAUGUCUUUAGUACUUUUGAGGAUGGUGUUAAAGGUGUUGCAAGGAGCAAACUUUAGUCAAGUUAACUUCAUCUACACUAUUUCUGUUGCAACAAUCAUCAAAGGUUUUUGCUACACAUUACAUUAAUUUGGUCUGUCCAUCAUUUGAUUAUUAUGUUAAUUUAUUUUCACUUGCUCUGAAUUCUCUUCUAUUACUAUACUGAUCCAAGAGAAAUGAUUUGCCCAUUGGGUAACUGAUCUAUUGCCAUCUAUUUUUCUCCUUUUUCACAAAAAGCUAUUUCCUCUAGUACUUAAGGAAGAAUUGAGUGUUAAAAUGAAGAAAGUUUUAAACAGCAUAAAUUAUACAAUUUCAUUUUUGAUUGCUGUAAAAUUACUUACUUGCACAAUAUUGCCUCUGGAAAACAUCAGGCAGUUUUUGAGGUAAACACUAGUUUCUCAAUUAAUUCCCACUACUGGCCCUUUCACAAUUAUUAAAUAGUCUACCUUUCGAAUUUACUACUUGAUACUUUCCUCUAUGUAAGGAAUCAUACAUGGCUGAAAGAUGCCAAUAAAUUACUAAAUUGAGUCAUUCAUAUAUUUAAGAUUGUAAAACAUUUUGCCAAGGACAUGUAAUAAAUAUUGAACAAAAGGUUUCUUUGGUUCCUUCAUGACUUCUACCCAACCUGUUUGACAAUUUUCUUCACAAUCCAAUGUCCAUUGUUUUAU
Gryllus bimaculatus (two-spotted cricket) is the source of this 3871-nucleotide messenger RNA. Lineage: Eukaryota; Metazoa; Arthropoda; Insecta; Orthoptera; Gryllidae. The record is from the annotation of a GenBank genome assembly.